CGCUAAGUAGAGAACGCACAUUAGUCAGCAACCUGUCGGGGUUUACCGUUUCUUCCUCAAUCAUUCAAGUUCCUGGUCGAUGCUCGUUUACAGCAAUACUUUUACUGAGGAUACAAAGAUAGAAAGAGAUCAGCUGUAGGAACUGGAAAUCUUUAGCUUUGGUUUAUAUCAGGAACAUGAAGGAAGGAAGGAAGAAAAGAAGAGACAUUUUUUGAAUCUUCUCAGGAUGAAGCUGAGAUGAAGUUUUGGUGCUGUAAUUUGCCUUUUAUAACUACAUUCAUCCGUGCUUCAACCUCCGACUUGUGUCCCUCUUCCUCUUAUACCCUCAUAUACUCCUCGCUGUCGAUACCUUCCCUUUUGCCGUCUUUGACAUCCCUUUAUACGCUAUUUCGUUUGGAUUCCAGCACUCUCAGACACGAUGCCCGAUUGGAAUUCGCCAGCCGAGAUCUCGAAGGAUGGAGUUGUUUUCUCAAGAUUCAUGCACGCUCUUCUUGGACUGUACAUAUGGGAAUGGUUCACCUCGCUCGACUUCGAUUGGGAUUAUAUCAGAGGGAAGAGACAGUUUCGUUGGCCUUUGAUCUUCUACUUCUUGAACCGUUAUUGCUUGCUAUUCGCUCUAAUCGGAAUAGCUGUUGCUCUCAACGUAGCGACCGAGAUUAACUGUCAGGCUCUCUACACAUUCAACCAGUGUGUUGGUAAUGCCGCCAUUGGCCUUGCGUCAAUCAAUUUUUCCCUGAGAACUAUGGCCGUCUGGACGCAAAAAUGGUAUAUCGUGGUUCCGUUGAUUCUCCUCAUACUUGGUCAAUGGUCGCUUCUUCUUCACGGUAUCCUGCUCAAAGCCACUUACAGCCCGACCGAAGGAUGCGUGAUAGUUGAAACUGACAGCCGUCUACUUCUCGCGGGAUUCACAUAUACAAUGUGCUUUGACUUUGUCGUACUUAGUUUAACCGCCUGGAAACUUGUCAUAAAUGCGCCAAGCUCGAAAGUCAUGGGCCGCUCCAGGCUCGUUGUCCUCAUUUUCGGCGAUGGGCUGAUUUACUUCAUCAUCGCUUUUUUGUCCAACUUACUCGCAACUAUCUUCAUGUUAUUGGACUUGAAUCCAGUCAUGUCGAUUAUCGCCAAUGUUCCUUCUGCGAUUGGGUCGACUAUCGUUGCAUGUAGGGCAGUCCGGAGGCUUGCUCUUUUCACAUCAUCUUCACCGGAGAUGUUUGCAUCUACCCAAGCGUCAACGUUAGCAUUCCGUUCAAACACAAAGUCAACUAUGCGACCACCUAGGUUAAAUACGACUUUGAAGUCGGAGGGCGUUCAUGUUCAGAUGGAAACUUUCGAGUCACCAUCGAGUGGAGGAACUUACACAGAUCCUGUAUACGACGCUAUGGGCAAAAUCAUCGACCAUGUUUCUCCUGCGGAAGAAUAUGAUCUAGAGGCUCAGGACAUCCGUAACGAAUUCAAGCGUCCUCCUUAUUAGAGCUACACCGAACUCAUCAAAAGCGGGUAAGAUCUAGAGCAAUGAGAUCGCAUUGCAGCACCCCCUUCCUCAACAUUAUACCAUAAAGUAUACACCAGUUACGUCCACAUUGUCCGCAUAUCGUUCACUCCCCGUUGUCGCUUUGUCUCGCUCUAAAUCGAUUUUGCCAUUGUUCAACUGUCGUCACACUUUUGAUAACAUUUCUCGACUCGGAAGUUUUCCAUAACCUGCUGGCGUUCGAGGUCUCAUACAUUUAUUCUUUUUC
Molecule: messenger RNA, 1733 nt
Organism: Lentinula edodes (shiitake mushroom)
Lineage: Eukaryota; Fungi; Basidiomycota; Agaricomycetes; Agaricales; Omphalotaceae
Exons: 14
Coding region: 419-1468 (349 amino acids)
Source: RefSeq, a predicted model, not a curated record